AAAUUAUUUUGUAAUUUCGUUUGCAUCCUUUUGUUUACACAAAAAUACCAACUAUGCAGUAGGUAUGUUGUAUUUACCACCAUUCGAAAGAAUACCUAAUUCUUAAUCCAUUGUGGGUAAACCUGACCUGUAUCUCACGUCUGAAGUGACGUGAUAUUAACAGAUUUAAAAGAAAGACCUUCACCUUUAUCCAUAUGGCUAUUAGGUAUUUAGCAUGAUUCGAACAAUUACCUAAUCGUGGCUAUAAAUAUUAUGGUUAUUCGUAAAAUCUUCAUAUUUCUACAACAGAUUUGUCAAAAUCAUAAAAUAUUAAAAAUGAAGCUCAUUAUUUUACUCAGUAUAGUCGCUCUGGCCGCGACAGCCCCAACCGAAGUCCAGCUCCUAUGGUCUGAGUACGUGAACGAUGGCUCUGGGAGUUUUUACUUGGCUUUCGAGCAGUCUGACGGUACCAAACAGGAAAGGCGAGGCUUGCUGAAGGACGAGGGUCGCGAAGGCAAAUUCCUGGCGGUGGCUGGCUCAUACGAGUGGGUGGGGCCCGACGGCGUGCGCUACGUCGUACGCUACACCGCCGACGACAACGGGUACCGAACGGUGGUCGAGCAAAUACAACCUAGACCACCAGGACAGCCAAGAGGCUCUGAACAACCCGUACAGCCAAGAUACCCAGGAAUAGGCCUGACACCCAUUCGAGGUUAUGACUAUAGUAAGCCCGCCCUCGUCUUCGCUAGCCUAGUGGCGGGGUAAUAGAUACAUAUCACAUUUUAUAUCGUUACAAAAUAAAAGCUGGUAUUAUUUAACUUUCUAAUGGUGAAUUUACACCCAGGGUGAUAAGUAUCAAGCGGGCAAUGAUCGUAAUAUGAGAACUGUGUGCAUGUCUGCUCAUUUAGAUAGGUAAUAUUAGUGUAGAGUCGCACUUCCAGAUUUAAGUAUGACGUCGCGUUGGUAAUAAACAUCAAAGUGUUCUUCAACUUGGAAAAUCAUAAUAAAAAUUUGCAUCAUUAGGUAUAGCUGGAUUGCACCAUCAUCUUUCUUGAACUUUAACAAACGUCAAAAUUCUGUCAAACUAGAUACAAGAAACACUAGUUAAGGUUAUAGUUACGGUUAAAGUACAACUCGGUACAAGUUUACAUUUUUAAAAAUACACUAUCCACUGUGUCUUCUGAUGAUUGAGAAAUAAUAAAGCAAUCCUUUGUUAUUAACAACAGACAUUAACGAGUUAUUUGACCUUGUAAAUUAUUGACAGCUAUUUUCCCCGUUUAAAUCUACUGGAUAAGAACUUGUUAGAUAUAAUUUGCAUUAACAAAAUAUUGGGCAUCUUGAGUAGUCUCUGAUAAGGACAUAUUAUGAGUAUUAUGACACCAUAGCAACUCAAUGACCAUUGUAAUAGAAACUGAUUGACAAACUUAAUUUAAUGAAAAUAUUAAUAAAAAUAAUUUGUGAACUAAUAAUAGUUCUACAUAAUUAUAAAGAUGUUUAUAAAAGUAUAUAAAAUAAAUAUCCGUAGAGCGGGUACAUGAUUGAUUGUUUGUUACCUAAACUUUCACAAUAAACUUUUAUGAGCUUUUCAUUACUUUUUAAUAUAACUGCUUAACAAAAAUAAAAAAUGGCAGGAUCAUGCAUGGGUGUGUCGAAUCUCGCUUGACUGCAACGAACUUAACUUGUUUUGUUGCGGAAGUUAUUGAAUCUAUUGAUUGUAGUUCGUCUGUUGACCUAUACUUUAGUAAGGCGUUUGACAGGGUGGAUCACAAAAUUUUAACUUCGAAACUUUACCACGGUGGAAUUAGUGGUUUGUAUUAAAGUACCGUCAGAAAUGGAAGCACAUCGCCAGGAGAGCUACCCUCGGAGAUAACAUCACGCCACCAUGUACCUCGUCAGCGCAACCACGACCACUCUGACAAGAGUGCCCGACUAAGAAGAAGAAGAGAUUAAAGUAGCUUGCUCAAUAAAAUUUGUCUGCAUCUUA
Ostrinia nubilalis (European corn borer) is the source of this 1963-nucleotide messenger RNA. Its product is annotated as larval cuticle protein 65Ag1-like. The coding region runs from base 253 to 744 and encodes 163 amino acids. Lineage: Eukaryota; Metazoa; Arthropoda; Insecta; Lepidoptera; Crambidae. Gene Ontology annotation, cellular component: chitin-based extracellular matrix. The record is from RefSeq and is a predicted model, not a curated record. The transcript is spliced from 3 exons. Gene Ontology annotation, molecular function: structural constituent of chitin-based larval cuticle.